AUGUCGUUGCCCAAUAUACCAUCGCGACUUUCUCCUCCGGCCGGGACGAGUUUGAGCGCGCUCCUCAACUCCGCUUCGGAGACGUUCGACAACUCGGCCACGACCAUAUCGGAGGAAGGGCGGGAUGAAGAUGAGGAUAGCAAGCGGGAUCUGGGAAAGAGGGCCGAGGCGCCCAAGCGGGGAUAUCGGGCGUGCGUCCAUUGUCGUCUCCGCAAGGCCAAGUGUGACCUUGGGGAUGUGAAUGCGCCGAGCGAGCCGCCUUGCACGCGUUGCAGGAGGGAACAGAGGAACUGCGUCUUUCUGCCUAGCAAGAGGAGGCGGAAGACCAAUACGGAUGCGGAGCAGUCGCCCGAGCUAUCUGUUGCUGCUGCUGCCGCAGCGGCAGCGAGCAUGUCUACGCCCCGCCAUCAGCCGCAGCCUCUGGCGCAGACCCCUCAGUCAGCAGGCGCAGGACCAUCGCAUCCUCCGGCUAGCUGGCAGGUGCCCCUACAGACGGCCAACCAGACCUUUCAGGGCUGGCCAGAAUCCAUCUCUACCUCUAUCUUCCGCGAUCCCAUCCCAGCCUUUUCUUACCCCAAUCCCCCGCAGACAUCUACUACCUACCCCUCCGUACCGCCUCCUACGGCACCGGUCGAGCUCCGCCAAUACCCCGACUUCCCCCCUACCGAUAACCAGACCGGCGCCACUCCCGCAUCUAUGGAUUCUACCUCCACUUCGGCGCUCUCUCCCGCCGCUCGCGCCAAGCGAAGGCAGACCAACAAUCCAGAUGCCACGCGCCGGAUCGUCGUGGCUAAUUUCUCGAAUGAGACGGACGCGCUGGAGAUCUUGGCGGACGCAGCUACGGAUGGGGAGGAGAAGGAGCGGCUCGCAAACGAGGAGGACUCGAGAGCUCGGCGCGUUCAGUUCAAGGACGAGGCGGAUAUCUCGGACUUCCUUUUGGUCCAGCAAGGGAUCAUCUCCGAGGCGGUACUAUGGGCGCUAGUCCAGCUCUACUUUCUCCACUAUCACGCCGUCCUUCCCAUCAUCCAGACUCCUCGGAUACCACGCGACCCCCAAUCCCUCGCUCGGUACGCCGCGGAAGACCCCUUCGUCCUCUCGUGCAUCGUCGUCAUCUCCUCGGCGCACCAUGAAGACCUAUCCAUUCGGCAGAUCCACGACAAGGUCUGGCGUCUCAUCCGGGAGACACUCGCGGACUUUACCUUCGGCGGUGUCGAAGCUAGCGUCGGACUCGUCGAGGGUAUGCUCCUUCUUGCCGAGUUUCUGCCCAAGGAGCCCAGGACGUCGGCGGUGUUGCUCAAGGGCAAGUCGGAGGGCGGAUUGCACGGGACGGAGAAUCGGCGUGGAUGGGCGAUGACCGGUCUGGCUAUUCGCGCGGCGUACGGGCUGCAGCUGGAUCAAGCGGCGCUCGAAACGCAGCCUCGGACGCUAGAGCAGGAACGGGCCAGACUUGUCUGGACGUGGUGUUACCUCUACGACCGGACGAUCGGCCUUCGAACCGGACUGGCCUUCUGGUCGCGCGGACCCAGCAUCUGCUUUUCGGGCUACUCGCAUAUCAGUCAAACGGGAGAAACGGCCGCUCGGGUCAACUUCCCCAGUAUGCUUUCGCCGACGCCGGCCGAGUUCUAUGAUGAGCCAUUAGAGGGGACGGGAGCCGGCGCCGACUCUGCCAGUCUGAUCCAGGCGCUCAUGGAGUUGACGCAGAUCAUGACGAAUGCGCAUGAUACGCUAUAUCCCAACAAGUCGAGGACGGAUGAUCUGGUCAGGCAGGGAGGGUACUUCAGGUUUCUUGAUUCGUUCCGCCGAGCACUGGAGUCUUUCAAAGCGGUCUGGCAAGCCAAGACGUGGGAAAAUCAGAGCCUCAAGGAGCUCACUUGGUGCACAUACGAGAUGGUCCGGCUGUAUGUGUCCAGCUUUGCAUUCCAGGCGCAUGUCCAGCGAGCGUGGACGAGGGCGGAGGGGACGACUACCGGUGUUCAGCUUUUCCCAAGAGGCUCUGCCACCUCUCCUGACGCGCUAUACAUUUACGCUUCGGUCGAUGCGGCGAAUGAGAUACUCUCCAUCUGUCUCCGCCUGUCGAAGCUCGGCGUCCUGCGCUAUCUCCCGAGUCGCUACCUCACCAACUUUGUCUUUGGCGGUGUCUUUUCCCUGAAGGCGGGUUACUCGGGCGCAGUUGGUCGGACCGAGAAUGCAAAAACCCGAGAACUGGUCGACAAAGUCUGCGCGGCUCUUGUGCUCGCGUCCCCAGACAGGGAACACCCUGCCUCGCGGUACGGUCAGAUGCUCCGCCUCCUCUCCAAGAAGCUCGAGCAGCUGUCAGACCAAAGCGCCGUCCCAUCCCGCUUCCCCAGUCCCGACCUCCAAUCUCAACCCAAAGAGGAGUCAUGGCAAGACCUCCUGGCGAAUCCGUCGUUCCGCUCUCUCGCUGGCGCCAGUACGGACGGGCCGGGCUUGAUGGCAUCGGGACUGGCGCACUCGGGUUUGACACCGCCCCAGACGGGAUUGGAGGGAUUGUUUGACGUGGACGUGGAUGUCAACUUCAAUUUGGAUGGGUUCUGGGAUGACUUUACGCUGGCGGAGGGAGGAGGGUUCCCGUUCAGAUGA
This is a messenger RNA of Dioszegia hungarica, 2601 nucleotides long. RefSeq lists its product as uncharacterized. The transcript is spliced from 7 exons. Gene Ontology annotation, cellular component: nucleus. Gene Ontology annotation, molecular function: DNA binding; DNA-binding transcription factor activity, RNA polymerase II-specific; zinc ion binding. NCBI's taxonomy places the organism in Eukaryota, Fungi, Basidiomycota, Tremellomycetes, Tremellales, Bulleribasidiaceae. Gene Ontology annotation, biological process: regulation of DNA-templated transcription; DNA-templated transcription. The record is from RefSeq and is a predicted model, not a curated record. The coding region runs from base 1 to 2601 and encodes 866 amino acids.